AUGGAUGAUGCCUUAUCAACAAUCAAAUACAACGCAAUACAAGCAUUCUUCACCUGGUUGAGCGGCACACUCUGCAAAGUACAUCCUUUACUAUCACCGAGCCAUUGCACUUUUGCAUUCGAUACCCUGGUUUCUCUGAGAAGGUCAAGCUUGGCUGUUGUCCAAUUAGGUCAAUUAGGCUUCAAUAGACGCUGGCAUGUCAACAUCUUUUUCCCACAUAUGGAUGACCCCAUGGAUAAUACAUAUGUAAAGAUGUUUAUCAACCAUGUGUUCCUCCCUGCCCUUUCGCAAGAGGCUCGGUUCGACAGAAUGAAUUUCGGGGCAUCAUAUACAGCAGACCAGGAGUUGUUUCGGAACCAAAUGGGCCAUAUAUAUCCACAUGCAUCCUUAGUGGAAGAGGAGCACCUUGAAGACCUGGUGGAGCGUAUGCGUGUGAUCAUCAAUGGCACUCCAACUUUGGCACGCUUUCGAGGAUUCUUUUUUGAUACCUGGUGCCGAGGUAUCAAAAAUGCAUACACCUACAGAGAAUCAGAAGCCCGUGAUCCUGAAAUGGAGGCGUUACGACGUUCAGUGCGUGAUAUCGAAUGGGAGUUCAUUGACAAAGCGAAUUCCUAUAUCGACUUCGCAAUUGAGGCGCUCCCUGGCCACUCCUACAAUGCACCAUCGUUUAUGGGUUUACCUAUGGGUUAUGCCUACGAUAUAUCCAAGACCUUACGACAGGCUUUCUUCUUUAAUCCUGGUCGUGGCAAUCGCAUUGCUUGCCAUGUUUCGCGCAAUGACCCAUUCCUUCAUUUUGAGCACCUAGCAAUGCAAGUGUAUGGAAAACACAAGACACGCUUCUACGAGUAUAAGCCUGGCAACGAUCGUCCUGGUGUAUCAGUAGAUGCUGAGCGCAUUUACAACAACACCAUCAAUGGUUUUGCUGCAUUUUGCAACCAUACUUUGGGUGCAAUGCCAGCAUACCAUGAUGGCAUUCGCAUCGAGGUCCGCAUCACCUUGGAAUCACUUGAGUACUAUGAUGACUUUAUCCAGGAGAUAAUGACUGAUUACAUCGAUCAGGAAAACUCCAUCUAUUGGAUAAAAACAUCAUCAAUAUACUCUGUAUGGCGUGCCCUUUUUCAAGGACUGAAGUGGGGCAUCGACAACAUGGAUGAAGGGUCUAACCGGCAUCACCUCUCCUUUGCUCGUCGUGCCUCAGUAGCAUGCUAUCUCGCCAGCCAUGUUUCGGGUUGGUUUUCACGACCAGAUAACAACCAUGAUGGAUGGCGUCAAGUAUAUGCAAUCUUGCAUAGACAUCGGGCUCCUGGAUCCAACAUAAGAGCAACAUUCCAAGUGGAGGACUCAAUCUCUCAAGAGCUGAAUCCCAAUGGUCAUGAUGCAGAUGAAUGUCCUAUUAUCCAAGGUCACUUUUGUUCCUUGCCAGCAGACCAAGACCAUCUCCCUCUUGCUCAGGAUCAGCAAGAUCUUCAAGGUCAGCAUGAUCAGCAAGGUCAAGAUGAUGAUAAAUCGCAAGGUGUUUGCGUUGACAGCUUUCAACAAGCUGUCCAGAUCUUGCGAAGAUGUUGCCAUACUCAUUCCUUGAGAUUGAGCGGUACCUUGGUGCCACACAAGUUCACAACCAUACAUCACGUGCUCCGAGGAUACGAGCCAUCGAUUCUCAAUUAG
Messenger RNA from Lichtheimia ornata, 1665 nucleotides. RefSeq lists its product as uncharacterized. The record is from RefSeq and is a predicted model, not a curated record. Lineage: Eukaryota; Fungi; Mucoromycota; Mucoromycetes; Mucorales; Lichtheimiaceae. The transcript is spliced from 7 exons. The coding region runs from base 1 to 1665 and encodes 554 amino acids.